Molecule: messenger RNA, 1170 nt
Organism: Saccostrea echinata
Lineage: Eukaryota; Metazoa; Mollusca; Bivalvia; Ostreida; Ostreidae
Exons: 5
Coding region: 1-1170 (389 amino acids)
Source: RefSeq, a predicted model, not a curated record
AUGGCGGCUACGUGGCGGCCAAUGGUCGCAUUCUCUUUUACAAUGACGAUUAUGUCCGCGGGGAAUUUGACAGUCUGUUUAUACAAUAUAAACAAAUUGAAGAUGUUUAACCAGCACGUGGUACUUUUUCUGUCUGUGUGUCUGUGUGCUGUGUCCGCGGUACCUGUUGGUUUGUUGCCACCUAUACAGAAUGCUGCUCCAGAUCCAGGUCGACUGGCAGGAGUUGUCACCAGUACAUAUCCCGCCAACUUCUACAGAUGGCUGCUUCAGCUCUUCACUCAACGAUCCUUCGUCACAUGGCUGGGGCGGACACGUGGUUUAAACUUUCAGCCCAGGGCGAGCCCUUUCAGUGGUGGCACCAGCGAUCUUUCCACAGGAGGUACCAGAGACCCUGUCCUGACAGCAAGACUUGAAGAAGGCGACCCUCGAGUGUCCAAACUGAAGGUCGUCCGUGAUUACUUACCUCCCGCGUCUCUGCCCAAGACCAUCACCGCCCCGAAACCAACCGUCCAGAGAGACUUCCAGGCAAAUGACAUCAUAAUCCCCCAGACCGCCGAACCUAAGAAAGGGCCAGGCAUCAUCCAGAUCCCUGUUUUGUCACUGAAAGGAUCCGGGGGACUUGUUGACGAUUCCCCCACUCCCUCCCCGGCGACCUUACCGGGAGACUUAGUGAUCAUUAGAGACCAUCUGAAGAAAGACACCACUGUGGAGCCAAGCUCUGCCACAGCUAAGCCGUUUCAUUCCAGGUUGUCCGAGUCCAAACCAGCGACAGAGGAAGCCAUUAGUAGGGAGCAAACAGUAACACGUACAGGCGUUCAAAAAACAACUUCCAGCAAUCUCGAAGACUUUAAGGUGGAGCGUGACCAGGAAUUACUCAGUCUGAGCCAAGAAAAAUCUACCGUUCAAGUCACCAUUCCCCUUACGGAAAAGCAUAGCGUUUCAGUGGAUAAUGAAGACCUCCGUGAACUUUCUGUUCAAAGAGAUCGUAAAGGGAGUUAUCACUCCAACACCCUCCCUCCAGACCUUGUGAUUAUUCGGGACAGUGUAGCAGACGAGGAGAGCGGCCAUUUUGUCACUACUCGGGGAGUAACCGAGCCCGGGGUGGCAUUCUCAACACAACCGGUUGGAAGUGGCAUCAUAAUAUUGUUGCCAAGCGGCGGGAAAAAAUAA